Zymoseptoria tritici IPO323 is the source of this 573-nucleotide messenger RNA. RefSeq lists its product as uncharacterized. The transcript has 2 exons. Lineage: Eukaryota; Fungi; Ascomycota; Dothideomycetes; Mycosphaerellales; Mycosphaerellaceae. The record is from RefSeq and is a predicted model, not a curated record. Bases 1 to 573 code for a protein of 190 amino acids.
AUGUCAGCCCAAGAACUAUCUGAUCCGGCCGUCGAGUACAGAUGGCACAACCACCGACUACGAUCUUAUUCUCAAGAAGCAUCUGAUCCGGCCGACUUUGGCGAUACAUUGCCAGUCCGAGGAGCACCAUCCGAUCCGGUCGACUUCUACGAUACAUCGCCGGACGCUCCUCUGCCUCUUGAUACCGGCGCGCUUCUACAAGACAGUCCUUCUGCAGAUCUUUUCCACCCGCAUACCAUUUUGAUCCUCGCGCCGAUCUUCUUCACUGGCUGGAAGGCGUUUCACCGCGCCGGAGCCGUCAGGCUAACACAGGCUGAUAUCGUUGCACCAGAGGGAUUAGGGAUCGCUGAGACUGUUCAGGAGGAGACUAAGGUCGAGGACGAGCUUCUUGCCAAGGUCUCGGUCACACAAGAGACUGGCGAACAAGCACCGGCCAUUCUUGCGGCUGCUGAGGAACACCGCCGACGCUACGAAAGGAAGACCACAUGGUGUCAGUCACUCGUCUACAACGACCGUCUCCGCCAUUUCGGAAAAAGUCAAGGAGCCAAAGCGAGCCGCUCAUGUCUCCCCUAA